AGAUGAGACGUGGACACAACUUCAGAUCUUUUGUUCACAGUUUUGAUGGAUAGUUAGCACGUGUUCGUUGUAGUGGGUGAUAUCAGGCGCGCGACAAAAAAACCGACAAGCGUAUAAUGACCCGUGCGGCUUUCCUUAACUGCGCAUGAAUGUUUUGCCAAUAGUACACGAGACGAGCUCGCGCCAGACGCGCGAAAAUGAAUUCCGCUGUUAGCGAGGACCAGCGCUGAUGUCUUCACGAUGACUGAUGUUUCUUCUGGGAUUUAUGAAUACAACGACAAAACGUCGCAAAGGACCAUUAAUGACGCUCGAAAUAACGUUUGCUACAGAACAGUAUGUUAAAAUCGGACGUAAGGCACGCGAGGUCUCGUGAAGUCUUCAGCGCGUACAAGACGGAGGCAGCGGUGAGUCCGACAGCGGGCGAUUAAAAUACGGGGUUCUUUCGUCGUUUGACCAGGGCAUCCUUCUCCUUAAAAUAAUCAUCACAGACUCGCAAAGCGAGUCUGUGAGCUGUGCAGUGUGGGACGCUGUCUGCCCUGUUGUCAUCAGACGUCAUGAGCUGGAGCUUCCUAACACGUCUGCUGGAGGAGAUCCAGCACCACUCCACGUCGGUGGGGAAACUCUGGCUCACCACGCUAGUUGUCUUCCGCAUUGUACUGACUGCGGUGGGCGGCGAGUCCAUCUACUACGACGAGCAGAGCAAGUUUGUCUGCAACUCGGGCCAGCCGGGGUGCGAGAACGUCUGCUACGAUGCCUUCGCGCCACUUUCGCACGUGCGAUUCUGGGUCUUCCAGAUCAUUCUGUCUGCCUUGCCCUCUCUGCUGUACAUGGGCUACGCAGCCAAUAAGAUCUCUCACAUCGAGGACUCGCGGGGUGCAGCUGGGGCACCAGUGGCAGAUGGUACAUCUGGUGGAUACACGCAGAGGAGACCGAGAAAGAUGUAUUUUGGGGCACGGCAGCACCGGGCGGGACAUGAGGAUGGGGAGGAGGAACGAGAGGAUGACCCCAUGAUCUAUGAAGUGCCUGAGAUUGACAGCUCACGGAGAGAGCUGGUUCCACCUAGACCCAAGCCGAAGGUACGUCAUGAUGGACGGCGGCGUAUCAGUGACGACGGUCUAAUGCGAGUGUACGUGCUUCAGCUGCUGACUCGUUCUGCACUGGAGGCAGGCUUUCUGGCAGGACAGUACCUGCUGUACGGCUUCCGCGUGGAACCUGUUUUCGUGUGCUCGGAUAAGCCCUGCCCACACCACGUGGACUGCUUCAUCUCCCGCCCCACCGAAAAAACCAUCUUUCUUCGAAUCAUGUACGGUGUCAGUUGCCUUUGCCUACUACUAAACCUGUGGGAAAUGAUUCAUCUCGGGGUGGGAACCAUCAACGACAUGUUGCGCAAACGAAACGCAUCAGCAGCAGAUGACGAGUACCAAAUGGGCCUGCUGGCAGCAGGGGGUGUGUCUGUUGGAGUGGGCGGGCCAGCGCUUAGCGAAGGAGAACCUGUAGGUGGAAUCGGGGGAGGUGUCGGAGAAGCAGACUACGUUGGUUAUCCCUUCUCCUGGAACACCCCAUCUGCACCACCAGGCUACAACAUCGUGGUAAAGCCUGAGACCAUGCCAUACACAGACCUGACCAAUGCCAAGAUGGCAUGCAAGCAGAACCGCGCCAACAUCGCACAGGAAGAACAACAGCAAUACGGUUCCAACGAGGACAACUUUCCAUCGGCGGGUGAGGCCAGGCCACCGCCGAUCAAUAAAGACGCCAUUCAGUUAGAGGCGGCGAUUCAAGCCUAUACCUUGCAACACCAUGCCAAUAAUAAUAACCACGAUGACCUGAACGACAACCACGACAUCGACGAGAAGCCUCAGAGCAACAUCACCACAGCACCGCAGAAGGAACGAAAACAUCGGCCCAAGCAAGGAAAACCAGGGAGCGCCGGAAGCAGCAACAGUAGCAAAUCAGGCGAAGUCAAGCCUUCUGUUUGGAUCUGAUGCGCAAAUGUAUACCCGAACACUGCGCUACAUGUAUUUAAAUUCCUUUUUGAUGUAAACACUCUCAUCCAGUCACACACUUUAUGGACACGAAAUAUUGCGUGUAUCCCACAGCCAACGCACACAAACGGAGAAUAUGCUGUAUAUCUUUUUGAAAUCCUUUAAGUGCCUUAAAGAAACUCUGAGAAUGAGACGGAUUUCUUCCUUAUUCUUGAUCUUCCAAACAUAAUCUUGUGCACUCAAGAUUAUGUCUAGCUUUGGGAACAUCCCAUCCACAAUCCAGAAAAGCUCGUUAAUUUCUGACAUUCGGAACUUAUUAGUGAAAAGAAAGUUGAGAAAGUCUUCCUAUCGGAUCCCUUUUGGAAGCGCGGGGACAUUACAAUCCGAUUCCAAGCCAGCUGUCUUCCUAUUAACAGUAUUGAACUGUAACUUUGUAUCACAAUGCCAAGCUAUAAUCAUGCAAGAUGUAGGUAGAUGAUGUAAAAAAUUGUUAAAUGCAUUUGACAUUUUGAUGCAUUUGUUGCACUCUGAGGUUUAUAGACAGUUCCAUCUUAAAAACAAAAGCAUACGGUAAUGCUUAUGUGCACUUUUGUGACCCCACCUUAACUUCUGGUACACAUUUACAAACAAUAGAGUGCCGGUAGAUUAUUUCUGAUAACAAUCAAAAGAAACUGAGAAGAACCUUUACUUGGCUACACUUGUCUCUUGUUCUGUGAACACAAAAGAAGAUAUUUUGAAGAAUGUCGGACAGCAAACAGCUCUAGGGCACUUUUGACUACCAAUGUCAUUUUUCCUACUAUGGCAGUCAGAGGCAUUCUUCCAAAUAUCUUUCUCUGUUAUCAUCAGAACAAAGAAAUAUUUCAAGAUUUGGUACAACUAGACAGUGAGUAAUUCAUGACAGAAUUUUCAUUUUUAGGUGAACUAUCCCUUUAAUCUGCUCAGUUGACAGAUCUUAUGCUAUUGUAAUACUAUCCCCUGCUGGCUAAAUAAAUAAUUGCAGCCUACGCGGCUGCAAUCUUAUCAGCCCUUAAGUACAUAUAAAACAAUGUAGAUGCAUAUAAAAAUAUUCAAAUUGACUAAUACAUUCUCUUUGUAAUGUUGCAAAUGUUUUAGAAUUUUUAUGACAACAUUCUUUCACAUAAACACACUUUAAUCUAGCCAAUCCAUGUAGCAGGUCUAAUUUGGAUGCUGAGCUGGAAUCUGAGGUCGGUGCAGCAGGACUGACAAAAUCCAGACCCCAUGUCAUGCAAUGUAGAUAUUUACCUAUAGAUACAUAAAUAUAUACACAACGAGUCUUCCGGUUUCUCUCUUACUGCCACAUUCCGACUCGUGAGACUUUUGCCUUUAUGUGGGAUGUUUCAAAAGUGAAGAUUGCCAUGGGAGACCAAAUACUGUUUUUCAUAAUAAAGACUUCAUGCAUCUAUGCAGUCAUACCGACUGGGGAAAACACGCCAUAAAACACAACUGCGUGUGCCUACGUGUGCGUUCGCUUGAGGAUGAGUUGGAGGAGAGAUUGCAUGAAUGCAUGCGAGUAAUGUUCGAUUAGUGAAUUGGAAAGAAAAAAGAUGAACCCUUUACAUAUCACUAAUUCAGCAAUACUUAUGUAUGCUGAAGAUUGUGGCAUUAUUCACAGUUACAAGUCAGACUUGACUUGUUUGUAUUUCUAAAUGUUGUUUGGUUUUUUUAAAACAUGGAAUUCUCUUUAAUAAUGGCCAUAUAGUUAAACAAAUUAGGUUUUGUAGGAUUUUAUAUGGUUUCAUUGCCUUUCAUUGUAAAAUAAUUAUAAGUAAAUACAAUUUGAUGUACAGUAUGUAGUUAUGGUUACCCUUACAAAUACUCUUUUCAAUGUUUUUAGUGAAUUGUGCUCCUACAGUAUGUUCCUAAAGUCAAUAUGGAUUGUUCCCCUUGUCUAUGUAUUUUUAUUACAGUUGGUUUCUCGAGAUGAGACCCUUAGGAUUUUGCAUGCGAGGGAAAUUAAGAAUGUUAAGGAAAACGGGAAUUUCCCUGAAACUCCUUCCAAUGAAAAACUAUAGCAAAAAAUAGCAACAAAAAUGAGGGUUUAACUUUGUGGGUGUUACAGUUUUCAGCAGCUGUAUUUCAAGAGCUCCAGAUGGAGUGGGCGUACGAUACCCCUCUGCCUCACAUCUGAGCACCACUUUGUGUGAGUGUGUUUGUUUACAUAUGUGUUGAUGUGUGUUCGAGUUUGUGUGGAUUCUGGGUUAAGCAAGGCAAUUUUUUUCGAUCAAGAGCCUUCAAACCCUUUCGGCUACUUGUGUCAGCAGUCUGAGAAAGAUACUGAAGUAUGUGAAGCUACUUCACUUCUGACUGUGCUUUUUUUGACACUUUGCUUUCAAAGCAAAUCUUUGCAGCAGGGUCACAAUAAGGUCUGAUGCCAAUUUCGGUUCAGACAUGCUUGUGAGCAUGGAACUGUGUGUUUCUAUUUAUUGUACGUCCCUGGUUAUGGCCGGGAUAUUUCAUACCCUUAUCUAUCUGUAAGACGUUCGUCCUGACUGCUGUGUGUUUCUAUGUGUUGUCGCUGUGUUUGAAAAUGAGACUCAAAAAAAGCUUUCAAUGUGCCAUGCUGGAUUGUCCAGAGAUGUACAAUUAUUUACAAUUUUGGAAACCCUUCUUUGGAUUUGAAAAUGCAUGUGAGCUAUUUUGUUAAUAAAAAAAUAAAACGGUGUA
This is a messenger RNA of Triplophysa dalaica, 4667 nucleotides long. It is a transcript of the gene gjc1, whose product is annotated as gap junction protein gamma 1. The coding region runs from base 555 to 1982 and encodes 475 amino acids. Gene Ontology annotation, cellular component: connexin complex. The record is from RefSeq and is a predicted model, not a curated record. Gene Ontology annotation, biological process: cell communication. The transcript has 2 exons. NCBI's taxonomy places the organism in Eukaryota, Metazoa, Chordata, Actinopteri, Cypriniformes, Nemacheilidae.